Messenger RNA from Musca domestica (house fly), 670 nucleotides. RefSeq lists its product as uncharacterized. The transcript has 2 exons. Bases 92 to 574 code for a protein of 160 amino acids. Lineage: Eukaryota; Metazoa; Arthropoda; Insecta; Diptera; Muscidae. The record is from RefSeq and is a predicted model, not a curated record.
GAAAUUUUUUAAAAAUUAUAGCGAAUAUAAAAGCCAAACAUAUGGGCCAUAAAAUGAUUAGAACUUUUAUAGACCCAAUAUUCAUAACAAAAUGUUGAAUACAAAAUUGUGUUUUAUUGUCGGAGCAUUCCUUGUAAUUUUCAUCACCCCAAUUCGGUCAGUCGAUUUGACUAAUGCAGCAUGCCUCGAUUGCGCCGGAGAUUCCAUGCUCACGCUAGUUGAAAAAUAUUCCGAGAAGCUGGAAUGUUGGAUGGACACCAAUCACCAUGUCAUCGUUAAGCUCCAAGUAUUCAAUCUCAUGGAACUUGCUGAGAAUUUCAAAUCGGUUGUGGAUAAAAAUAAUGAAGUAGUGGCGGAUGAGUGCAAGAAAGAAGUUACUUUGGAAUCAUGUGACAGCAAAGAUUGGGACAAGGAUUGCUAUUGUGCCAUGGAUAAUCUCAGGACAGUUGUUGAAGCGUAUCGUGAUCAAGAGAAAUGUAAUGGCCAGCUGAUUGAGUCUCCGAUGCUGAAAAUUGCCAGUAGACUUGUGUUGGGCUCCUUUGUUGGUUGGGGUUUCAUACAUCCAGAUUGUUGAUAGAAUGUGUGGGGGAGAUUGUGGAGAGGAAUUUUUUUAAUUAAAAGGAAAUUGACAUAAAAUAAUAAAAGAAAAUUUAAAAGUUUAAGAAAACAA